ACAAUGACAUCCAUAAAUGACAUACAAUGACAUACGUAUCUUUUAUUUUCAUUUUAUGGAGAAAAAUCGAAACCACAUAUCUAGCCACAGAAAGUUACAAUCUAGACUCCGGGUAACCCGGGGAAGUUAAAAUAUACUUUUUAAACAAGCCGCCAUAUAAAUAAACCCCUUUCAUACAUCGGAUAUCGAUAUAUUUAUAUAUUUAUCGACAACCCUAAUCACUAGAAACAUGAGCGCCUUCCAAGAUCUUUACAAAAAAGGCAUGGAUCGCGGCGCCCACCAAAGACAGCGCCAAAAGGAUCUCCUCAGGCAACAGAAGCUGCGGCGCCAGCAGGACCAGGAUGGCUCCAGAUCACUGCCGGAAACCGACUCUGAAAAACCAUCAACAAGCCAUUUUGGCAAAAAACAACGUGCUGCCAGGAGAAACGAGUUCCCUUUUAGGCCGCAGCUUUCCGAGUGGCUGCGUGAUAAGCCGGAGGAACUGGGCGAGUGGAUGCUAGUGCCGUGUCCUGUCGGAAGGCGAUGUCUGGUGGUUGCUUACAAUGGAAAAACCAAGGUAUACACAAAAGCCGGCUACUGCUUUCAGGAGUUCCGAUCCAGUUUGCCGGGCGAUGUCACCCAAAUGAAGUACCAAUCAGUGCUGGACUGCGUCUACGUGGAGAAGGAGGAAACUUUUUAUGUGCUGGACGCUAUCUCCUUUGGCCAGCAGGAGCUGCAGGAGUGCGAAGCUGUGUUUCGCUUCUAUUGGCUGCGCGCCCGUUUCGAAGAGAAUGAUUUCGCCAAGAUUGGCGAACACAACGAAAAGGCAUUCGUCCUGGUGGAUCACCACGACUUCGACAACACCUCGGCCAUCGAGGAGGCGCUCCAGAAGUACCCUCUAUGGGAUGGCAACAAGCCAGCUCUGGACGGUUUUCUAUUCUAUCACAAAGAGGCGAGUUACGUGUGUGGCACUACUCCCUUGGUUUGCUGGCUGUUCGCCUUCAUGGUGCCGGCUGUACUGGGACUGCCGGUCAGUGGCAACUACGAAGCUCCGGAAAACUACCAGCCCAGUCAGCCGCUGGAGUACAUGAACGAGUUCGAUCGUAAGCUGGAUGAGCAACGAUCGCAGCGACGUAAGCAAAAGAAAAAAAAAGUGCCCUCCGAUGAAGCAGAAAAGGAGGAGCAAGCAUCUUCCUCCAUGGUCCAGGAUGUGCAGGACGAUGACGACGAUAGCGAUGAGUUCGCCAGCCUUAAAAGUCUUCUCGACCACGAACGGCGCCUGGAGCUGGGCGAAUUGGACAUGGACUGUGAAGAGUCGCCGUCAGCUGUCAGCUGCUAG
Molecule: messenger RNA, 1318 nt
Organism: Drosophila ananassae
Lineage: Eukaryota; Metazoa; Arthropoda; Insecta; Diptera; Drosophilidae
Gene: Snup
Product: snurportin-1
Exons: 1
Coding region: 230-1318 (362 amino acids)
Biological process (GO): snRNA import into nucleus
Cellular component (GO): nucleus; cytoplasm
Source: RefSeq, a predicted model, not a curated record